Molecule: messenger RNA, 3606 nt
Organism: Porites lobata
Lineage: Eukaryota; Metazoa; Cnidaria; Anthozoa; Scleractinia; Poritidae
Source: the annotation of a GenBank genome assembly
GUUCAAUACAGGCUUAAAUUAGCCUCGAAACAAAUGGCUGGCACUCCAGAUUGCAAUGGAGCAAAACAUGGAGUGGCCCAAACAAAUCGCUUUGUGUUGCGCUGGUUUAGUUUGGGGGAAGGGCCGCAAGAAACGAAACUCAAAAGCACAACUGUGGCGGCGUCCGCGAAGCGCUCAAAGAUGUUGCGAUCACAAAAGAGGGCUUUGAAGACAAAAACAAAACUUCAGGAAAGCAAGGGAAGGGGCGUUAACGACGGAUUAAAAGCGGCAGCAGAAUCAGAGAUGGAACACGCGGCAGUGACCGUGAAUUUAAUCAGUAAACGCGCAAACAGUGAUGAAGAAAUGGAGUUAAUUGGAGAGGACGUCGAGGGCGAGGAGAGAGAAGCGGCAGGAGGCGAGGGAGGCGAAAACGAUGGUCACGAAAAUAGCGAUGUUGAAACGCUGGAUUUCUUGACAGAAUUGUCCAGUGAAAUGUCCGAAGAACCAAUUUUGUUGCCCAAUAUUUUAAUCCCCUGUACAAAGUGCGGUGACGUGAUAAACAUCUGUCGACUGCCAGGGCAUAGGAAUGUACACACCGCGUUACAAACUCUCAAGUACUCACAGAAUCAGAGGCCGAAGAACCUGAACGCGUUAGUCAGAAGGAGAAAACUUCUGAUAAAACAGCAACAAGAUGCAAGUUCGCGGAACGUGCGGGAUCCAUUUGGAGACAAGCAUUUGCAUAAAUUAAACACUGCCUUUGAGAUUUUGAAGCUAGAGCUUGAAGGCAACGUGGAUGCGAGAUGUCUGGGUGAUCAAAAUAUUGCAGGUUUGUGUCUUGUGUUUACUAAUAAUAUAUUUUUAACCUUAAAUGGAUCUUUGGAGACCAAGUGGGAUGAUCUAAGACAGCUUUUUAAAUGCUUAGCUUGAAAGCUUAACUCGUUGAUCCAGAAAAACACUUAAGGUUGUAGGCUGUAAGAAGAUUCUCGCAGGAGUCAAUUUCACACCGACAAAGGAAAAACACAAAGAAAAAGAAUUAAUUAACUUAAUAUCCCGGGACAACCAUUGAAAGUACUCUGUGUAAUUGGUUACUUGGGAGACAGUUUUUAGACUUCAAAGCGCUCGGUUUGCCUUGACGAUUUGAGUUAUGAAGUUGCGUGAUGCAUAAUGUCAUAAUGGUAUUUGCGUAACCCUUAUUUUAAAAACAAAACAUCUUCUAGGUGCCCUUUACACCCCAAGAGGUGUUAACUCGGAUUAAAACGCAUGUACAACGCCACGUCAAGUUUAGUACAACAUUUAAAUGUCAUUUGCGAAGUCAGUCAAGCGAACCGUCCGCACAGGCUGUCAGAGGCAACCUCGUGCUUUAGUGGCUCGGCUCUUUACUCGACUCGAUCUUACUCCAGCGGUGAAAACUGUUUUUUUUUGUGGCCUUUAUUUGCCUGCUCCCCGAAAUUCGGUUCAAAAACACGUGCUUCACACAAUUUCAGGUUCAGUUGGGUACCUUAUUAAUGUGUACUUAAUUUCGCUCCUGAUUUCGCUGGUCUUUAAUUUCGCGUUUAUCGGGAUUUGAAAAAAAUUGCAAAAUAACCCGCGAAAAAAAUUCCUCGCGAAAUUUAAUGCCCCCUUUUUCAUAUUUUCCUAUUUAAAUCGAGAAAGUAAAAUCCCGCGAAAUACUAGCUGUCUCGCCAAAACGCGAAAUUAAGUACUCGCGAAAUAAAGUACCAGCCCCCGAAAUGAUCCCCAAUAAGGGAGUACCCUCUUUUUUUGUUAGAACGUCUAAUUUACGGACAGAAGUUGAUCGCUCUUAGUUGUGUUUAUAGACUAAAAGCGAUUCUUUCAAAGAGAAAAAAGCAUGAUCAGUAUUUAAUAAUACAAUAACAACAGCAGAAAUUUGUUGAACUUUAAAUUGUUGGCUCUUUUUUUUCAAGUCGCAAUCCAUCUAUAUCCUCUUUGAAACCCAAAGAAACGCACCUUUAGUUUUGUAGACUUGCCACAAGUCGUCCUAACGAGUUCAUUGCAGAAAAAAAAAGUGAAAAUUUUAGACCUCCAAACAGUCGGGCGAGCGACAAAGGCCUUUUUUCAAAAAUCAAAUAGUUUUGGUAAGGAGUAUAUAGUAACAUCGUUAUAUUUUGAUAGUAAUUUAUAACAAGACUGAUUUUUUUUUUUCGCUUCUCUUUGAUUCCAGAGAUAAAAGUUUCAGGUGAAGGUUUUGAUCUUUCUUGCACAACAGCAGCUGGGGUUUGCGAAGAGGCAAACAAGAGAUGGAAAAACAUGGAGGAUGUGCACAUCUAUAAGGACAACUUCCUGGACCACACAGACAGCGCAUUUUUCGCGGUUUACGAUGGUUACAGCGGAAAACACACGGCGGAAAAGUGUAGCCAGCAUCUUCAUGUUUAUUUGAAAGAAGAGCUUGACUCUGUUAUAACUCAUGAACAAGCUACGCCAACGCGAAAACAAGUUGCUGCGGCCUUCAAAAGUUCCUUUUCGAACACUGAAAGACUUCUGUUACUGUCCGAGGAGGAGCGGUCACAAAGCAGAUGGAGUGGUUGCUCAGCAGUAGCGUGCGUUUUGACUCGUGAUAUGUGCUUUAUAGCGAACGCGGGAAAUGUGGGUGCCAUUUUGUUACGGGAUGGUGACAUUGUUAAAGUUCUCACACACAAGCAUGACUUGUAUAAUAAGAAAGAACGCGAUCGAGUGAAGAAGUCAAGCGGGGUCAUCGUUAAGACCGAAAAGUGCGCCCUUAUAAAUGGUGCGUUAGGUGUGACAAGGGGCAUCGGGAGCAUUGGAGAUACGGACUUAAAGAGAUGUGUUAUCAAUGAGCCUGGUGUGAAAAGCGUUCCUUUGGACCCCACUGAUCAACUGCUCGUCAUGGCUUCCGGGGGAUUUUGGAAGUUGUUUUCGUACGAAGAAACCGUUCAUUUGGUCAAUGGAUUUUUCGGACAGAUGAAAAAGGAAGCAAAGAACGAGAUCAUUGGAGGCAGGCAACGAAAACAAAGAACAUCCAAAACGGGCUCUGGAGACCUAACGAAGGAUGCAAAGAGCCCUCAGAUCUUUUUAAAGGUCGUGGAUCCUGACAGCAAUUCAGACAAUAACGCGUUUUUCGAUCACGGUGUAAAGACAGGAUAUUUCACGACAAGCGAAAGACAAAUAAGUCGAAGCAGAAGUGAAGUGAAUUUGGGGAAGCUACAAAUGCACCACCGAGAAAUAAAUUUUGCUGAAGAAUACCAACUUUCAGCGAAAACACAAGAAACAAGCAACACUAUUGAAACGAAAGAAAUCAGCGACAAAAACACAGACAUGAACGAUGAUAUUUCUUCGAACGACGUCACACUAGAUGACAUCACACUGAAAUAUCUACGUCAUCACCGGUUUUCUCUCCCUGAUAAUAAAACGUUUCAAGUGCUGAAAGAUUUUGGAGGAAAAGAGCUAACUAAGGAAGAAAAAGCGCGAUUGCUGGCUAAAUGCCUCGCGGAGAGGCUUGUUAAAUGCGCGCUAUAUGCUGCGUCUAUGGACAACGUGACUGUCUUUGUUGUUUUAUUGCCCGGAUUCUCUAUGGUUAACUGGCCGAUGGUUACACCGGAGGUUCUAGAGGCUUUAGAUGUGUUUGUAAACGAGGAUGAUCUGCACUAG